AUGACAAGAUGGAUUAGACCACUUCAAAUUCAGAUGUAAAGAAAAAAAAACAAAAGUGAUUUCUUGUCAGAAUUAAAUUUUAAAUUUUUUGUAGAUCAAAAAGUUCUUGUGAUUAUACUACAGUACUUUUGUACACAAAUGUUAUGCGAAAUAUGUCAAGACUUGAAAUACAAGGAUCAAUCAAUCAAUUUUCUGAGCCACAAAGUUCUGAAAUCAAAUUUAUCGAGCCAAUUCGAUAUGUUCAAAAUCCAGUUGUAUUUUGUAUAAAUCCAUUGGUUGCUGAAUUAGAUUGGAGGAUACUUUUGGAACAAAUUAGUGUUACAAAAAGGUUUUCUUUUUUCAAUUUUUACGAAUUGAAUAUAUUUUCUACGUAGAUUUGGAGCACAUCUUCAUAUUUAUGUUAUUAGUAUGUCUGAAGAAUUUUACAAAGUUUUGAAAACGAACAUCGAAAAAGUAAGCAAUCAUUUUUUUUCUUGUAUGGAAAAUGUCAAAAAACAAAUGAAUUUUCUUGAAGUUUUCCCACAUUUCCAUAUCACUUUGGCCUUCGAUUAAAUUUCCACAAACAUAUCACCCAACUUCUUCUGAUUCAUUUCUCCAAUUCGAAUUUCGAACACAAACAGCUUCUUCAACUGAUUGUCUCAUUAAAUUCAAAGAAUCUGCACAAUUUAUUGGAACUAUGGAUUUACAAGACAUUAUUAUCCCCAAUUUUGAAAAAUUGAAUUAUUAUGAGAUAUUUGAGAUGGGUUAUAAUUGGUUGCAAAUUCAAAAUUCAGAUAUACAAUUUGUUCGUCCCGAAUAUUUUAAUAUCACGAAAAGUGAGCUGAAUCAAGAAAAUAGAUAUAUUUCAAAAUAUAUUGGGAAUGAACAAAAAACAAUUAUUCAAAGUGUUAAUGUGAAACGGUGUGUUUUCGAAAAAUUUUCCGAUUUUUUCCAAAAGUUUAUCCAUUUUCCAGCCUGAAAACAGUAUCAAAGUAUUCUCAAAUAAUAACACAAUGCCUCAAAUCCUUGUCAAAUUCUGAAUGUGUCAAUUUAUUCAAAUGUGAUCUACCAAAAAAAGACAAAGUUCAAUGUAUUCAUUCGGAUGCUCGUUAUCGAUCUGGUCUUCAAAUGUCUCCAAUAACAUUUCAUUUUAAUCAAGAACCAUAUUUUAAUAGAAAUUAUCGAUGUUUUCUCUGA
Molecule: messenger RNA, 1176 nt
Organism: Caenorhabditis angaria
Lineage: Eukaryota; Metazoa; Nematoda; Chromadorea; Rhabditida; Rhabditidae
Source: the annotation of a GenBank genome assembly